GAAAGAAGGGGGGUUUUAAAGGCGCACCGCCGAAUUAGCUGUCGCGAGGUCAAUCCGAUUACGGAGGACGGGCAAUCAGUGCGUGUGUCUGGUGCGAGGCUCGUGGCUCGUAUGUAUUAGCGGCUUAGCAAAGUGUCCCUAAUCAGCGCGUCAUCGUCAUCGGAAAAUGCAAUAAGUCCGGUGGGAGAAAGAGUCAUCAGCGACACAAAACCUUCCACAGUAGAUGUUCAGUAUCGGUGUAGACCGCACAGUUAGGCAAGCGAUCUCAGAUUGGUCGCAUUAGUGUAUCCUGAACGGCGCUCAGAGGAUCACACACACGGAUCAGGGCGCUAGCGCGGAGUUCGAAGCGCUCCAGUGUUCUGGCUGGCUGGCUCCGGCUCAGGGCCGCGGAAGACCGAACGAACCACCCCACGUCGUAGCACGUAGUUCGUAGUUCUGGUUCGCUCUAGGUGGCCGUAGCCCCACGCAAUCGCCGUCCCCUGCCGCCACAAGCCAGAACCAGUUUCUCUGUGUGUAUCCCUUCAGGCGUUCUCGAUGGAACGGGACGGGUCCGUGCGCUCGCGUUCCAAGUUCUGUUCGAUUGACUGACUGAUCACCGUACCAGCAGCAACCUGCAUAUUUGCAUUCGUAGGAGUAGCCAGUUCUGCCGGGCUGCCAAGUUUGCGUGCGUGAGUGUGUGCGCGAGAAGUUGUUGCGAGAGUUGCGUUAGGAAAGACACGAACGAAGCCUAGCGCACCGCGCGCCCACAAUCGCGCCUAGACUCCUCGGCCAGGCGGGCCUCUCAAGAUCGCCGCAAGUGCGACCGACCACAACCAAAUCCCCUUCUUCGUCGACCCGACCAACCGACCGACACACAAUCAUGUUGGACCGUGGACCAGUUGUUGGUCAGCUCGAUAGUGACAAGUGCCGGCGGGAGCACCGCGACACGGCGCACCUGUUCGACUCGCGGCCGGAGCUGGCCAGUCUGAGCGGUACCCGGAACGCGUUCCGUGGCGGUCGCAACGCGAUGAUCGACGCCCACGGCAACGCGCUGCCGCCGCUCAGCCCGUCCAGCAACAACAACUCCACGACGGAGCUGGAGAAUGACAAACCGACCCUGCCAAUGACGCCCGCCAGAGCAUGGGACCAGUACGGCCACCAGAUGACGGACUUCGAGAAGCAGGAGAUCGAGAAGUACAAGGAAAUCUACUAUCUCGGGCUAGACGCCCGCAAAAUCCACGGCAAGGCCGGCGUCGGAGCGAACGGAGGCUUCGACGAUGAGAACGGAUGCUAUCAGAAGAUCGUGCACGACCACAUUUGCUACCGAUACGAGAUCCUGGAGAUCAUCGGCAAGGGCAGCUUCGGGCAGGUGAUCCGGGCGCUCGACCACAAAACCAAGCAGUACGUGGCGAUCAAGAUCAUCCGCAACAAGAAGCGCUUCCACCAUCAGGCCCUCGUCGAGGUGCGGAUACUGGACGAGCUGCGGAAGAAGGACGCCGCCGACGGUGGCCACAACGUCAUCCACAUGCUCGACUACUUCUACUUCCGCAACCAUCUCUGCAUCACGUUCGAGCUCAUGAGCCUGAACCUGUACGAGUUGAUCAAGAAGAACAACUACCAGGGCUUCAGCCUGAGCCUCAUCCGGCGGUUCUGCAACUCGAUCGUCAAGUGUUUGCGGUUCCUCGACGAGCUCAACAUCAUACACUGUGAUCUGAAGCCGGAGAACGUGUUGCUGAAACAGCGCGGCAGCAGCUCGAUAAAGGUGAUCGAUUUCGGCAGCUCGUGCUUCUCGGACCGGACCGUCUACACGUACAUCCAGUCCCGGUUCUACCGGUCGCCGGAAGUUAUCCUCGGCUACCCGUACGGCAAGUCGAUCGAUAUGUGGAGCUUAGGUUGCAUCCUGGCGGAACUGUACACCGGGUAUCCGCUGUUUCCGGGCGAGAACGAAGUCGAGCAGCUGGCGUGCAUCAUGGAAAUCCUGGGCGUACCGCCGAACGACGUCUUCCAGUUGGCCACCAGGAAAAGACUAUUCUUCGAUUCCCGAGGAGUUCCGCGGUGCAUAACUAACUCGAAGGGCCGCAAGCGGAAGCCGGGCUCGAAGACCCUUUCGCAGGCGCUCCGGUGCAACGAUACCGUGUUCAUCGAUUUCGUCAGCAAGUGUUUGGAGUGGGACCCACACAAGCGCAUGACGCCGGAGCAGGCCGCGCGCCACGAGUGGCUACAGCCGAGUGCAUCCUCGACCUACGUUUCGUCCAAGUCGAAGGAGAGCAGCGACAGCCAGCUGAACUUCCUCCACAAACUGCAACGAUCUCAGCCAAUGACACCAAACACCAUCCUGCCGGAGAUUAAGACUCCCUCCAAUCGCACCCAGCGGUACACCAAAGAGCGCGUCAAAGCAACCGAUCUCGAAACGGCACAACAGCAAUACUCACUGCACCGGCCACUGCACGGUGUCCGGAAGGCGACGGCCCUCGUGAAUGCGGCCAGCAAUGGGAACCACAACAACAACAACAACAGCGGCAGCACGCAGACAAUAAACGGCACGUCGAAGUACGCCGCCUCGUCGACGUCCUCGGCCCAUCACCAUCACCAUCAUCACCACCACCAUCACGGGACGACCGGGGCCGGGGCCGGGGUGAUGCCGCACUCACAGAGCACCGGCGACGUGUCGGCCAUCUUUGGCCGCGCAUGACACGAAACGUUGGCCCGGGCGAAGGACACUAGCAAAAUCAUUAGCCUCAUCUAGGAGCACGUGCACCGUCCGACCAAACACUCCGGCCCGGGACAGUUCGGACAGUUUAUCGGGAAGAAAUAAAAAAGGGGAGGACAAACAACAAAUCACACAUCGGUCGGUUCAGUAGAUUGUGGACACAGGGAGACCAGCAGUCAACGAGCGAGGGUACCGAUUACAGGAACUGGCGACGUUCCGACGUUGCGCCGUGCAAAAGACAGCUCGAAUCGUGCUUAUACCGGGGCCCAUAUUACAUUAUAAACUACACUACAUAUUACUACGAAAAUGCGCCUGUGUGUGAGCCCCAGGACCAUUAGGACCUUCUGCGGAAGUAUCUUAGUAGUAGAGAGCGGGGGCCCAUCGCAGGUAAAAUUUCUCCUUUUCCCGUGUGGAUGGCACGCGCAUGAUGCUUCCCUUUUCUGUGACCAGACCGUAGACCGUAGACUCGCCGGACCGAAUCGAAUCCGAUCGAAUUAGUGAGAGCGUGUAGUAGAGAGACAGGCCAGGGCGCCGCUAGGGAGCGAAAGAUGUAUCUUUAUAUACACCCCCCAACAUAUACGAUAAAGAACUAUAUAUUUAUUACGAUAACAAGCGGCGCGUCGUAGUAGCGUGUAGUGGCGCGCGUAGGGUGGAACCGCGAACGGCGUCAAAAAUAGUCGCGGUGUUUUUGGGGGGAACUUCGGGGGCGAGCCGCAGCCGAGGCGCUGCGCAAAAAUGCUAGUGACUAAUCAUUAAUCUGUAAGUAACCCCCGCAAACGCUCCCCCGAGUUCUGCUCUCAUCCAUUACGUAGAGAACUCAUUCUCGGUUGUGCCGCCAGUCGGUGGCAUACUCGUUUCUUCCGGCGAAUGCUGGGCACCAAGAGCGCGGGAGGACUUCUCUUCCAUUGACUUCCUGUCACGGGCCACCGUCAGUCGGUAGUAAUAGAGAGAGCGAGAGGGCUAUAGGAAAUGUCCGGAUAGGCGUCCCUUAUGUAUGGCGACGACGUGAAGACGGUCGUGCAAAAAUCAUUUAAUCAAUCCCCUAAAUGUUGGAGCGACUGUGGAGCCCGAUCGUGGCUCUUCGCGGCGGAAAAGAGGCGCGGCGCGGUGCGAAAAUAGUAAUAUAAAGAACAAAACCUUAAAAACAACAGAUUACAAAAUAAACUGCAAAGAGUAACAAAUAAUUUUACACUGUACAUUCGUGGGCACUCUCGGCGGGCGGGCGAAAGGCUGGUACGUAGCGGCGUGCGCGCGAGUUGAGCAGGAAACGAUGCCCGUAGAAAAAAGGGUUGACACGGAGCGGCGCGAAGGGAGAGAAAUAUUAAUCGUAAGUGACAAGGAAAAAAACAACAAUAAAGUUUUAAACUCAUUAAU
This is a messenger RNA of Anopheles cruzii, 4063 nucleotides long. It is a transcript of the gene Dyrk2, whose product is annotated as dual specificity tyrosine-phosphorylation-regulated kinase 2. Lineage: Eukaryota; Metazoa; Arthropoda; Insecta; Diptera; Culicidae. The record is from RefSeq and is a predicted model, not a curated record. Gene Ontology annotation, biological process: peptidyl-threonine phosphorylation; peptidyl-serine phosphorylation. Gene Ontology annotation, molecular function: protein serine/threonine kinase activity; ATP binding; protein serine/threonine/tyrosine kinase activity. Gene Ontology annotation, cellular component: nucleus. The transcript has 11 exons. Bases 860 to 2671 code for a protein of 603 amino acids.